UAGUUGUCAAAGCAUCUUCAACUGGUUGCAAUUUGCAAAUUGCCUGCGUGAAGGUGUAGUGUCAGAGGGAGGAGCAAAAUUAAAGCUCCAAUAACAACAACGUAUAUGUGAAUUCAAGGAAGUGAUGCGGAGAGAAUUUGCUGUUCAGUGAAAAACAAAAUGGGCAUUUUAUUCAGUCGAAUGUUUUCUUCUAUUUUCGGCAAUAGAGAAGCUCGAAUCCUUGUACUAGGCCUCGACAAUGCCGGAAAAACAACCAUUCUCUAUCGGCUUCAAAUGGGCGAGGUAGUCUCCACGAUCCCAACAAUUGGAUUCAAUGUGGAAACUGUACAGUAUAACAACAUUAAGUUCCAGGUCUGGGAUUUGGGUGGGCAGACAAGCAUCAGGCCAUACUGGAGAUGUUAUUUCCCAAAUACCCAAGCUGUGAUUUAUGUUGUUGAUUCAAGUGAUACUGAUAGAAUUGGAAUAGCCAAAGAAGAAUUUCAUGCAAUUUUGGAGGAGGAAGAAUUGAAAGGUGCAGUCAUACUUGUUUUUGCGAACAAGCAGGACCUCCCCGGUGCUCUUGAUGAUGCUGCUGUGACUGAGGCCUUGGAGUUGCACAAGAUUAAAAAUCGCCAAUGGGCCAUCUUCAAGACGUGUGCUGUUAAGGGUGAAGGCCUCUUUGAGGGCUUCGACUGGUUGAGUAACACUCUCAAGUCAGUGGGCAGCUAACUUUUCAGUGAAAGUGCAUGGUAGGCAGGAGCGAUCUUAAUUGCUAUGGCCAUUGUUUAUGCUUGGCAUGCAUUUCUUUUUUGUCAUGUUCUAUCUUCUUAUUGGCCUCAUUUAUGGAGGCUAUGCUUUUCGUAAUAACAGCUCGAAGAGUUAUGGUAGUGAUUUACACAAAGAUUUUGGGAGAAAAAAAAUGCAUUUAACGUGUUAACAGUUCUAGUUA
Molecule: messenger RNA, 928 nt
Organism: Manihot esculenta (cassava)
Lineage: Eukaryota; Viridiplantae; Streptophyta; Magnoliopsida; Malpighiales; Euphorbiaceae
Product: ADP-ribosylation factor 1
Exons: 8
Coding region: 160-708 (182 amino acids)
Biological process (GO): intracellular protein transport; vesicle-mediated transport
Cellular component (GO): cytoplasm; Golgi apparatus
Molecular function (GO): GTPase activity; GTP binding
Source: RefSeq, a predicted model, not a curated record